Purpureocillium lilacinum is the source of this 1314-nucleotide messenger RNA. The record is from RefSeq and is a predicted model, not a curated record. NCBI's taxonomy places the organism in Eukaryota, Fungi, Ascomycota, Sordariomycetes, Hypocreales, Ophiocordycipitaceae.
AUGAUUUCGGGCGUCCUCAUCUUCAAUCAAAAGGGCGAGAACCUCAUCUUCCGCGCCUUCCGGAACGACUGCCGCCCGCGCCUCGCCGAUGUCUUCCGCAUCCAGGUCAUCUCCAACGCCCAGGUCCGCUCGCCCAUCCUGACGCUGGGCAGCACCACCUUCAGCCAUGUCAAGCACGAAAACAUUUACCUCGUCGCCAUCACCAAGAGCAACGCGAAUGCCGCCCUGGUCUUUGAGUUCCUCUACCGCCUGAUCCAGCUCGGCAAGGGCUACUUUGGCAAGUUUGACGAGGAGGCUGUCAAGAACAACUUUGUCCUCGUCUACGAGCUGCUCGACGAAAUCAUCGACUUCGGAUAUCCCCAAAACACCGAGACCGACACGCUCAAGAUGUACAUUACCACCGAGGGCGUCAAGUCCGAGACGCGCCCCGAAGACACGUCCAAAAUCACGAUGCAGGCUACCGGUGCUCUGUCCUGGCGCAAGGCCGACGUGCGAUACCGCAAGAACGAAGCCUUUGUCGACGUCAUCGAGGAUGUCAACCUCCUCAUGUCGGCCACCGGCGCCGUCCUGCGCGCCGACGUCACCGGCCAGAUCGUCAUGCGCGCAUACCUCUCCGGCACUCCCGAGUGCAAGUUUGGCCUCAACGACCGCCUCCUGCUCGACAACGACGGGCUUCAGAGCUACCCGAGCGGCAACAAGAUGGGAACCAAGGCGACCAAGGCCGCCGCCGGCAGCGUCACCCUCGAGGACUGCCAGUUCCACCAGUGCGUCAAGUUGGGCAAGUUUGACACGGACCGCAUCAUCAGCUUCGUCCCGCCUGACGGCGAGUUCGAACUCAUGCGGUACCGCUCCACCGAGAACGUCAACUUGCCCUUCAAGGUGCACGCCAUCGUCAACGAGGUUGGCCGCACAAAGGUCGAGUACAGCAUCGGCGUCAAGGCCAACUUUGGCCCCAAGCUCUUUGCCACGAAUGUCGUCGUCAAGAUCCCCACGCCUCUCAACACGGCCAAGAUCAUCGAGCGUUGCACGCAAGGCAAGGCCAAGUACGAGCCGAGUGACAACACCAUCGUGUGGAAGAUUGGCCGCUUCACGGGCCAGAGCGAGUACGUGCUGAGUGCCGAGGCAAUCCUGACGCACAUGACCAACCAGCGAGCGUGGAGCCGGCCGCCCCUGAGCAUGAACUUUAGCCUUCUCAUGUUCACGAGCUCCGGGUUGCUGGUGCGCUACCUCAAGGUGUUUGAGAAGAGCAACUACUCCAGUGUCAAGUGGGUGCGGUACAUGACAAGGGCAGGCUCGUACGAGAUAAGGUUUUGA